AAAACAAUUUAAAGUAUAAAAGAAAAAUUAUUGUUCAUUUUGAAAAUACAACAACAGACAAUUUUCCACAAUAACAAAUUGCUAUUAAACAUAACCAUCAAACAGAUAAUAGAAAAUUCCUAUAUGAAGUUAGGCAUCGUCAAAGUAAAAUGGGACGUCCUCGUUCGGUAAUUGCUCAAGGUUCAACAUCAGCACCAAUUCGUAGAUCACUGAGACUAUCAAGCAAAACACGUAGAGAUGGUAUUGCUAAAUGCAUGAAGGUAAAUACACAAAAUAAAGAAAAUAUUGAAAAUGCAAUACUAUUAGAAUCAAGUCCACUACGUCCUCGUUCAGUAAUUGCUCAAGGUUCAACACCAGCACCAAUUGAUAAUGUUGUUAAUGAUGAUGAGACUAAACCUUUAAAAAAUCGUACAUCACGUGAACUAUUAACAGAACAAAUGAAAUAUGAUAUUGCUAAACAAGUAGAGCUAGAGUUACAAAAUGAAAAAAAUAUUAAAAAUGAUAAAAUAAAAAAAUAUUUAAAUAAUAUAAAAAAUCCUAAGAGCAUCAUGGAGACAUUGAAUGAAAAGAGUGAGAAGAUAAACCAUGAGCAGAAUGAUCAUUAUUAUGCCGAAAAUACAAUAAUUGACUAUGUUAAUGAUGAUUGCCUGGCUGAAAUAUUCCUGUAUGUGCCAGCAUGUGAGAGACAAAAAAUUGCAAUGGUAUGCAAAAAAUGGAAAAGAGCCUUGGAUUAUUCUUGGUUUAAUGUCAAAAAACUUGAAUUUACUUUUUGGCGAUAUUAUAAGUAUAUAUUUUCUUUUAAAAAAUAUUAUCCUACGGUUGAUGUGAAAUUAAGUUUUUUAAAAUCACUGCUUGAUAAAUGCGGUCGUUAUUUGACAAUAUUAGACUUGACAGCUUAUGCUCGUUGUAACAUAGUGCCAAUUAUCAAUGAUUAUUGUCCAAACCUCGAGAAACUUCGAUUGAGAUUCAUUUUGAUUGACGAUACAAUGUUAUCCAAUGCAUUUACACGUCUAUCUAAACUAAAAUCUUUGACAAUUGUAUUUCAAAUGAUGAGAAAUAAUAUAAUACCUGAGACUUUAAUAAAUUCAUUGAAAAAUGUUGCUGGUACAUUGACUGAACUGUAUUUGUUAAAUUUUGUCAGUCACUUGAAUGAAUGCUGUGACUAUCCAAAAAAUCUUCGUUAUGUGCUUUGUCGACUAAAAGCCCUGAAACGUUUUGAAGUUGCUGGUAUACGAGGUUUCAAAAAUUCAUUCAAGUAUUUAAAAUAUAAUGAAAUGUCAUUUUAUUUUAACCAUAAUGAAUAUCUUAAAAAACCUCGUAAUCUGGGAGAUUCGUUUAUAAAUAUCAGGCAAUUGGAUUUAACAAAUUACUUAAUUAACGAUAAUACUUUGUAUACUAUUGCCAAUACCAUGGAACAAUUAAAAAGUUUAACUAUACCUUGUGAACAGAUAACCGAUGACGGUGUAGUAGCACUUUCAAUGAUGAAUUAUCUACAAGUUAUUUAUUUAAACGGUCAUAAUAACGUCAUUGAUUCUUCAAUAAAAUUGCUCAAAAAUAUAGUAAAAUUAUCUUUGCCACAUAGCAAUAAAAUUACUGAUGUUUCAGUCAUGAAACUUCUUGAAAAUUCACUAAAAAUUAAGUGCCUUCUUCUUCACUACACAAGUUUGACUGCUAAUUUUAUCAAAAAAGCAGCAGAAAUAUCAAGUCAACGAAAACAACUUUUGAAAAUCACCAUUCAUUCAUUAAUACCUGAUGUAAAACAAUAUGAAUCACCGUAUUUUGAAAUAUAUAUUAUUGAAAAUAAAAAAAAAUAAAAAAAA
This is a messenger RNA of Aphidius gifuensis, 1820 nucleotides long. RefSeq lists its product as uncharacterized. The record is from RefSeq and is a predicted model, not a curated record. The coding region runs from base 150 to 1814 and encodes 554 amino acids. Gene Ontology annotation, molecular function: protein binding. Gene Ontology annotation, cellular component: SCF ubiquitin ligase complex. The transcript has 5 exons. NCBI's taxonomy places the organism in Eukaryota, Metazoa, Arthropoda, Insecta, Hymenoptera, Braconidae. Gene Ontology annotation, biological process: SCF-dependent proteasomal ubiquitin-dependent protein catabolic process.